AUGGCGAAAAUGUCGGCCGAGGUUUUGCGAACGAUUUGGAAGGAGCUUACGCAUGCUUCUCAUUUCGAUCGCGUGAUGAACGGAGUGAAAAUCGUUUCGGCGGGAGGCGGUAACGUCGUCGCGGAAAUGUCCGUCACAGAGGCCGACACCAAUCGUGGCGGCACUUUGCACGGCGGACUCACUUCGACGAUCGUUGAUUCGGUGUCGACUGUGGGACUCAUGACAACGGGUCCGAAUUUGCCUGGUGUGUCUGUCGACCUCAGCGUAUCGUUUCUGAAGGCUGCCAAAAUUGGGGACAUCAUCAGCAUUGAGUCGGAGACUGUGAAAGUUGGCGGGUCUCUCGCCUUCCUCAGGGUCGUGUUGAAGAAUAAACAAACCGGUGAUGUGAUUGCACUCGGCUCGCAUACCAAGUUCCUCGUGUCGCCGAAGAACAAAUUGUGA
Molecule: messenger RNA, 441 nt
Organism: Notodromas monacha
Lineage: Eukaryota; Metazoa; Arthropoda; Ostracoda; Podocopida; Cyprididae
Source: the annotation of a GenBank genome assembly